AUGGGACUACCCAGACCCAUUUAUGAAGCCAUGAAAAGACAUGAUGGCAAACAAAAGUUUUCUCCUUCUUUUUCAAGAAUGGGAGGUCAUCCUGGCAUGCAUGCUGCUUCUGAAAUGAAGAAGAUGAUGACAAGCAAGCAAUCGGUUGAAAACAGAGGCACACUUGGUUAUAUCUUACCCUUGUAUGCUAUAGGAAUUUUAAUUUACUUGGUCUAUACGCUGUCAAAGUUAUUUGCAAAGAAACAGAGCAAGCCAAAGCAGCAAUAUCAGCCUAUGACUCACAAUUAUGUUGAUUACGAUAGCAUGGAUGAUGCUGAGAUCAAGGAAAAGGGCGAUGAUGAAAUGAAUACUCUCAAAGAAAGAUUAAAGGAAACUGAAAACCAGAUGACUAGAAUUUUGAAAGCGAUGGAGGCAAUUCAGUCCACAGUUGCAUCACAAAAUGACAUCGUUGACAACGUGGAGUAUUGGCAUCACGAUGAAUUUAACACUAGUCCCGAGAACUCGGCUGAGAAUGAAUUGAACGCGAAAGAGAGAGUGUCAGCCGAUGGUCAUUCAAAUGAAUGUUGCUCAAAUGAUUCUGACAAUAUACACGUUGCUGAUGCUGUUAACGAUGACAACGUCCACCUUAUUGAUACCGUUGACAGUGAAAACGCAGAUGGAAACUCAUAUCUCCGAAAAAGAAUUCCGGUGGUUAAGGCGAAAUGA
Helobdella robusta is the source of this 705-nucleotide messenger RNA. RefSeq lists its product as hypothetical. The record is from RefSeq and is a predicted model, not a curated record. Gene Ontology annotation, cellular component: intracellular membrane-bounded organelle; neuronal cell body; neuron projection. NCBI's taxonomy places the organism in Eukaryota, Metazoa, Annelida, Clitellata, Rhynchobdellida, Glossiphoniidae. The transcript is spliced from 6 exons. The coding region runs from base 1 to 705 and encodes 234 amino acids. Gene Ontology annotation, biological process: synaptic transmission, cholinergic; protein localization to cell surface.